Molecule: messenger RNA, 2652 nt
Organism: Acipenser ruthenus (sterlet)
Lineage: Eukaryota; Metazoa; Chordata; Actinopteri; Acipenseriformes; Acipenseridae
Product: ATPase family gene 2 protein homolog B-like
Exons: 9
Coding region: 188-2542 (784 amino acids)
Molecular function (GO): ATP binding; ATP hydrolysis activity
Source: RefSeq, a predicted model, not a curated record
AAUCAUCUCUCUCUCUUUUGAAAAAUGAUCUGUUCAUAUGGGUUAUUAUGAUGGUGGCGUUAGAUAAGGAUUAUUAAAAAUCACAUAAAAUGAUCUUCUUUCAAUGGUGAUAAUCUUGGUAAACGCGCAGUGAAACUCAGAGAAACCUAAUAGUCGGCCAAAUUCUUCCGGUAAUGGACACGUGGUAAUGUUUGUGUAUGUGAAUGAGAAGAGGAUAGUUGAGGUGGAGAAAUUCUCCGAGAAUACAGACUUUAUUCGUUAUGUUGUGAACGCAGCAAUGGAUGAGAAAAGUCUGAAGCUGCUUCCCUUGGACAUUGAAGACCAGGGUACCCAGAGGUGUAGAUUAGGACCAGGCACAAUGGCCAGUCUAGGACUGAAGAUUGGUAGCCUGGUUCAGAUCUCUCUCUUCGGUGGUCACUGCCUGUGCACAGCUUGGCCAAGAAGCGACCUGGCUGAAGGUUUCAUGCAGUUUGACUCAAAAUGCGUUACAGUAGAACUUAUUGGGAAAACAUAUAACAUGUGUAGCGUGAACCUUAAUCAGAUCAAAAUGGUACCCUGUACCAAACUAAAAUGCAUACAUGUUAAAGUAUUUGUUAAAAAUGUGGAAUUUAAAAAGGGAGCGACUUCUGCUCUGCUGCAUGAACUUGUAAAAGAAGUGCUUCGUAACGUUUAUGUUUCACAAAGCCAUGUCGUGUCCUUUGCAUCACUGGAAGCUCCUAUUGAAUUAAUUGAAAUUCAGAGCUUAAACCCUUCUACCUGUGAGGCUGGCCGUAUCACUGCUAAAACAAUCAUAGAGAUUACUGAAGUCAAGAGGCUGGAGAGUUACAUGAACCAGCUAAAGAAUUCUUCCAAGAUUCCGUUGGGUGGAAUGGAAGAUGUUUGCGCCUCACUUAAAGAAAUUUUAAACCUGCCGUUUCAUUAUCCAAGAACAUUACAGAGACUUGGUCUAUCUUGUCCUAAGGGAGUACUACUUGUUGGGCCUCCAGGGGUAGGGAAGACUCUGCUUGUAAGAAGUGUUGCUAGGGAGGUGUGUGCCCAUUUGGUCACUAUCAGUGGCCCAGUAAUACUGGGCUCGAGGCCAGGGGAGAGCGAAGAGAACCUGAGAAGAAUUUUUCAGCGGACUAAAGAGGCCUCUGAAGAUGGGCCGUGUGUCCUCUUCAUUGAUGAAUUGGAUUCGUUGUGCCCUAAGAGGACAGGCUCUACAAAUGCAACUGAAAACCGCCUUGUCGCUCAGCUUUUAACACUGAUGGAUGGUAUCGGGAGCGAGGGCCAUAUGGUCAUUAUGGCAGCGACCAACCGGCCAGAUGCUUUGGAUCCAGCGCUUAGGAGAUCGGGUCGGUUUGACAGAGAGGUCAUUAUUGGCGCCCCAACCCUGAAACAGAGGAAGUCUAUAUUAGAAAUGCUCAGCACACAGAUGCCUCUUUGCAGCGAUGUUGAUGUAGCCUCUUUAGCAGAAAUGACCACUGGAUAUGUUGGAGCUGACCUUACAGCACUCUGUAGAGAAGCUGCUUUGCAGGCAAUUCUCCACAGUAGCCAGGACGCGGGGAGUCACUUGAUAAGAAUGAGCAACUUUUUGGAAGCACUGAAGAAAGUUCAUCCAUCGUGCCUCAGAAGCAGCAUUGGUCAAACUGACUUCAGACCUGUUGCCUGGGAGCACAUUGGGGGUCUCGAAGAUGUCAAGUUAAAACUGAAACAGAGCAUUGAAUGGCCAAUGAAGUUCCCUGAAGCGUUUAUCAGGCUAGGACUGUCUCGCCCAAAAGGGGUUCUUCUGUAUGGACCUCCAGGCUGCGCUAAGACCACACUCGUGAAGGCCGCAGCCACCAGCUGUCACUGUUCCUUCCUGUCUGUCAGUGGAGCCGACCUCUUCUCUCCUUAUGUUGGAGACUCGGAGAAGACGCUGGCCCAGGUAUUCCAGCAAGCACGUGCGUGCGCCCCGUCAGUCUUGUUUCUGGACGAGAUCGACUCGAUCCUGGGAUCACGGGCAGAUAGUAAAGCCAGCAGAGGCGUUCAGGACAGAGUGCUGUCUGUGAUUCUCAACGAGUUAGAUGGGAUUGGACUGAAAGUGACGGAGAGGAGAGGACCAGCAAGUAAGAAAUGCCUACAGGAAGGUUUGCCAGAACAACAGGAAUGUGACAGGCAGCUUGAUUAUCAGGAGGUAUGCAACAAAGAUGUCCUGGUUGUAGCUGCAACGAACAGACCUGACCUGUUGGAUGAUGCGCUGCUACGACCUGGAAGAUUUGAUAAAAUCGUUUAUGUGCCGCCUCCUGACCAAGAGGCCAGGCUUGCUAUAUUGAAGAUUUGUACAGAGAAGAUGCCAUUAGACUCAGAUGUGUCCUUAGAAGAUGUAGCAGAAAAAACAAGUUUCUUCUCCGGAGCAGAUCUUGAAAAUCUUUGCAAAGAGGCUGCUUUGCUUACAUUACAAGAAGAAAGUCUGGAUGCUUCCUGUAUAAAACAUGCCUCCUUCGUGAUGUCAUUGGAAAAUACAAAGCCCUCCCUAACAGCACAGCAAAUUGAGUUUUAUCAGAAACUGUUAAAAAGAUAGUUUUUUAUUUUUAUUGCACUCUCCGUUUACCAGCCGUUUGUAGAAACCUGGAGAUUGAAGUGUCUUUACUGGUACAUCUUUUCACUGUACAAUAAAAUAUAUUACCUUUC